AUGGAGCGAAAGCGGGUCGAUGGGUUUGAAGAUGAACCUCGCGGUUUAAGAAUCAUUCCAAGUAACAAUAACAACAAUGACACGGUCGCCAAUGCCAUUGCACGAUCUCUGACCGACACGCGCAAAGGUCAUUGCGAUACUUGUAAUAACGAAGAUUCGGACUUCACCGGGACGCAUUCCAUCAUAGCUGCACCGGAAUAUCUCCGCAUCUACCUCUCGCUUGCCCUAAUCACUAAACGUUCCGUCACGAAUGGAAAAGGUGAAACGGUAGUGGCUGCAACCUUGACGAAGAAUCGCAAUCACAUCAUCAUCCCCGACAUCCUCGACUUGACACAACACAUGGAUUACUUCGCAACGAUGCAGAAUCCUGACCCGGUACGCUAUAAGCUUGUUUCUGCUACAUACCACAAAGGAGAUCAACUUAAUGCGGGUCACUACACGGCCGCUGUUACAGGGCACAUGCUACCGGGUCAACGGGUACGACCACAGUUCUUUUGUGAUGAUGCGAAUAUUAUUGAUCUGCCUCCAACUGCUGCUCACCCAAAUACCAUUACGGAGAAUCCUAUACGGGGCUACUUUGAUGCUGUUACUCUCUACUAUGAGCGGAUUGCGCCAACUGGUGGCACUUUGACUCCAGCUAAUAAGCUGUCAAAGGCAGAUCUGAAAGUUGUAGAGGAGGGGAAGGGCAGAAGUGAUCCUCCGCCCAGGAGCUGCAAAGGGAAGAAAGAGGGGAACGAGGAUGAGAAGAAAGGGAAUAGGAGUAGGAAGAGAAAGAAUAAUGAGACGAAAGACGACGAAGUUCAGGAAGAAAAGACCCAGAAGGGGAGAGGAAAGGGGAAGGGGAAGGGGAAGGCAUCUGAAAACGAACAAGAACUGAAUGAGCGGGUGAAAAUGUCCGAACCUAUGGAUCAGAGCUCUUGGGACGCCCUUCAACAGGCUUAUGAUCUAUCAAAGGCACCCGGACCUCUGGACCAAAACAUUUGGACUGCCUUUGGCCAGCUCUGUAGUCUGUAA
Alternaria ventricosa is the source of this 1014-nucleotide messenger RNA. RefSeq lists its product as uncharacterized. Gene Ontology annotation, molecular function: cysteine-type deubiquitinase activity. Bases 1 to 1014 code for a protein of 337 amino acids. Gene Ontology annotation, biological process: protein deubiquitination. NCBI's taxonomy places the organism in Eukaryota, Fungi, Ascomycota, Dothideomycetes, Pleosporales, Pleosporaceae. The transcript has 3 exons. The record is from RefSeq and is a predicted model, not a curated record.